This is a messenger RNA of Diaporthe citri, 636 nucleotides long. RefSeq lists its product as uncharacterized. NCBI's taxonomy places the organism in Eukaryota, Fungi, Ascomycota, Sordariomycetes, Diaporthales, Diaporthaceae. The transcript is spliced from 3 exons. The record is from RefSeq and is a predicted model, not a curated record. The coding region runs from base 1 to 636 and encodes 211 amino acids.
AUGUCUGACCGCACUACCUGGGGCGAGAAGGCCCAUGUGGACCUGCUGCUUGCGAUUCUCAAUCACAUCGCAAUCUCCAACUUAGACUGGGACAGUAAGAUCCUGCCCGAGCUGCGAGCCAAGGGCUACACUUACACCCUCUCGGCUGCUCUGUAUGCGCUUUCCACCCAACUCAUCGGGUCCUACCGCCUUCCUACAAGAAGCUCCCUUGUACAACACACGAAUCUUCAACCUCCAGCCCCAACCCUCUACACCGGCCCUGCCUUCAAGUGGGAUCCUGCUUCAGAGCGCGAUCUCUUCGCUGCUUGUCUCGUCGCGGCUGACGAGCCGAAGGGUGCCACCUUGGUGAAGGCCAUGGAAAUCCUCGAGGAGAACUUCGGAGAGCGCUUCACCAAGAAGGCUGCCUCUCACAGACUUCAGCACCUUCAAAAGUUGAAGCGCAAGGAGGGAGGCGGAGCCCCAAAGAAGACAACCACCUCCAACAAGCGCACCAAGUCCGCCACUGAGGGUGACGAUGACGAGUCCCCGAAGAAGAAGAAGCAGCGCAAGGCGCCCAACAAGGCCGCUUCUGGUCAGUCAGACGACCAUGAUGACGACGAGGGCGUCGAGCUGCAGCUCAAGAACGAGGAGGAGUAA